CCGGAUGGAGGAGGCGGAGACGCGCCGUUGCCAUGGCAGCCGGGUCCCGGCUGCUGUGGCAGCAGGUGCUGGGGUCUCCCUCGCCUCAUUGUCAGAGCUUAGAAAGAGGAGGAGAGAACUUCCCGGGCCAUCUUUGUGACCCCAGCCGCUGCGUCUUACACAGAUUUUAAACAAGCAUGUUUUAAGAAGUAUGAGCAUUAUUCUUUAACAAACGGAAAAUGGAUGAAAAUAAAGAUAGUGAUUCGAAGGACAGUGGAGACUAUGAAGACGACUUUGAAAAAGACCUGGAGUGGCUAAUUAAUGAAAAAGAAAAAAGUGCCAGCAUAAUAGAGAUGGCUUGUGGGAAUGAAGAGAAUAUUAACCAAGAUUUAAAAGAGAAUGAAACAGAAAUCGAACAGAGCAACCAGCUUUCUGAUCCUGACAAAUCUUUGAAGGAUGAAGUAUCACCAAGAAGAAAUGACUUCAUUUCUGUACCAAGUAUUCAACCUUUGGAUCCCAUAUCAGAUUCAGACAGUGAAAACUCUUUACAGGAAUCCAGACUGGAAAGCCAGCAAGACCUGGAGGAGGAAGAGGAUGAAGAAGUAAGGAGAUAUAUUAUGGAGAAAAUUAUACAAGCCAACAAACUUCUACAAAAUGAAGAACCUGUGAAUAAUAAAAGGGAACGAAAACUUAAGUUCAAGGACAAAUUAGUUGAUUUGGAAGUUCCUCCUCUUGAAGACACUGAUACUUACAAAAAUUAUUUUGAAAAUGAAAGUAAUAUGUCUGGAAAACUGUCACAGUUACAUAUUUCCAAUGAAUUUGGGCAAGAAAAUGUGCUCCUGUCACUCACUGAUGGAAAUGGUGAAGAAAACAAGGAUAGGAAAAUACUAGUAGAGAGAGAUGGAAAGUUUGAACUUCUGAAUUUACAAGACAUUGAGAGUCAGGGAUUUUUGCCCCCCAUUAAUAAUGUUAAUAGUACAGAUAAUGAACCUCAACAGUUGUCACCCAGAUCUUCCAAUUCAUCUGUCAGUGGAGUCAAGAAGGAAGAGCCAAUAGCAAAGAGUCAUGCUAUUUCUCACUCAUCAACGGAAGAGCCGCUGGCUUACAUCCCUCAGCCACCACCCAACCCCAAGACUCAUCCAGACUCUGCUGCCAACUCAGAUAGAAGUAAGGGGAAUGGAAAAUCUAAUCACAGGACACAGUCUGCAAAUAUAUCUCCCGUGACCUCAACAUAUUGUCUUUCUCCUCGACAGAAGGAACUGCAAAAACGGUUAGAACAAAAGAGAGAAAAGCUAAAGAGAGAGGAAGAACAAAGGAGAAUAGAAGAAGAGAAAGAAAAGAAAAAAGAGAAUGACAUGGUGUUUAAAGCAUGGUUGCAGAAGAAGAGAGAGCAGGUUAUAGAAAUGAGGAGAAUUCAGCGAGCAAAGCAAAUUGAAGACAUGAGCAGUAGAGAAAACAGAGAUCCACAGCAAGCUUUUCGAUUAUGGCUUAAAAAAAAGCAUGAAGAACAGUUGAAAGAAAGAAAGACGGAAGAACUACGAAAGCAAGAGGAAUGCUUAUUCUUCCUUAAGGGAACAGAAGGCCGUGAGAGGGCCUUUAAGCAAUGGCUAAGAAGGAAACGGAUAGAAAAACUAGUGGAGCAACAAGCUGUCAAAGAAAGAACUAGACAGCUCCGGCUAGAAGCAAAGCGUUCUAAACAGUUACAGCACCAGCUGUGUGAUAUGUCAGAUGCCAGAUCUUUUCGUUUUACUGAUCACUACAACUGAAGGUAUCUAUUAAAUACUUCAUUUGGAAGCUGCUAUCCUUAAAAUUUUGGAUAUCAUUUCUUGUGGACUGUGUGCUUUGGUCAUACCCUAAAUUAUGGUAAUGCUGUUUAUCUUUUGGUAAUGUUGAUGGUGAAUUUAUCUAAUUUUUUUAAUAAUAGAGGAAAAUAAAUUUCUUCUCUCACAGUGUCGUAA
Messenger RNA from Vicugna pacos (alpaca), 1937 nucleotides. It is a transcript of the gene CCDC181, whose product is annotated as coiled-coil domain containing 181. NCBI's taxonomy places the organism in Eukaryota, Metazoa, Chordata, Mammalia, Artiodactyla, Camelidae. Gene Ontology annotation, molecular function: microtubule binding. The record is from RefSeq and is a predicted model, not a curated record.